Molecule: messenger RNA, 1216 nt
Organism: Lobosporangium transversale
Lineage: Eukaryota; Fungi; Mortierellomycota; Mortierellomycetes; Mortierellales; Mortierellaceae
Exons: 7
Coding region: 217-1170 (317 amino acids)
Cellular component (GO): cytosol
Molecular function (GO): 3'-5'-DNA exonuclease activity
Source: RefSeq, a predicted model, not a curated record
UUCCAAUUUAUCCGUUCCCAUCAAUGCUGUCAAUAACACAAAGAUUGUAAGGCAUUGUUUGUAUGAUUUAUAUUUAUUAUUAAAAAACAAUUGCAUACAAGCGCCACUAAGUGGGAGAUCUAUUUUGGUACUCCCAUUUUUUUUAAAUCAAACAGCCAUCGCUCUCUUCCACGUUUCUUCUCAUUCCUACAAUCCGAUUGUUUUUCUCCCAACGCUAUGCCACCCAGGCUCAUCGAUAUCGGCAUCAAUCUCACGGACCCCAUGUUUCGUGGCGUCUAUCACGGUAAACAGACUCAUGAAGAUGAUUUGCAGCAUGUGCUUUCUCGUGCAAAACGUGCCGGUGUAGAUCGUAUGAUUGUCACUACCGGAAACCUAAGCGACUGCCAUGAAGCGAUGGACCUUGUUAAAAGCCAUGAUGACCUCUUUAUGACAGUAGGUUGUCAUCCGACGCGCUGUUCAGAAUUUGAAGCACAUGAAAGCGGUCCUGAGGCAUACUUCAACGCCCUAAAGACGAUACUGGAUAAUCCUGAAGCGCGGUCAAAAAUUGUUGCCAUCGGCGAAUGUGGACUUGAUUACGAUCGACUUCAGUUUUGUCCUAAGGAAACGCAGCGCAAAUACUUUGAGCGUCAAUUUGAAUUAGCAGAGGCAACUCGUCUGCCCAUGUUUUUGCAUAACAGAAAUACAGAAGGCGAUUUUGGAAAGCUCAUAUCAGAAAACCGAUCCAGGUUUACACAUGGCGUCGUGCAUUCUUUCACUGGCACUUUGGAAGAAAUGCAGCAGUACCUUGAUUUAGGACUGUAUAUUGGAAUCAAUGGAUGCUCCCUCAAAACUGAAGAUAACUUGAAAGUGGCCGCGAGCGUCCCUUUAGACAGACUCAUGCUGGAGACAGAUGGGCCAUGGUGUGAUAUUCGACCAACGCAUGCAUCCCACAAGCAUCUCUCUAGCAUGACGCAUGAGCAGCAGGCAAUUUACAAUCCACCUGCAAAGAAAAAAGAGCGAUUUGAAGCUGGAUCAAUGGUCAAGAACAGGAAUGAACCUUGUACCAUGGGGCAAGUUCUUCAUGUUAUAGCAUCCUUGCAUAGUAUGGAAACCGAGAAGCUAGCUGAUGUUGUUUAUCGAAACACUACCAUGGUCUUUUUUCCUAAUCAAUCUAAUCUGAAUGGAUCAUAGUGGCUCUUUCAAUAAAAUAGUGUCCAACAGUGUCACAAAAUACGCA